AUGGAGCCGCGGACGCGAGCGUUUUCGCGGAACUCCGGAUACCCUCAAGGGAAGCUUCUACGCCAACCCCAUCCUCGAUCACCCCGCGGGAGACCAACAACACCUCAUCCGCGAAUUUCCGUACGAAACCCUCCUCAUCUCCCCUCGCUUCCCCUCAACAUACACCUCUCUGACCUCACUUCCCCCUCGAUCCCUCGCAGCCACUACAUGACCCCGAACAUCUGGCCGCCGCACCCCUCAUGUGCCGCCCUCGAGCCCGCCUUCAAGGCCAUCGGCCGUCUCGUCAACGACGUCGCUCUUCUCCUCGCCUCCCACUGUGAUGCCCUAGUCACCCGCAGACUUGGCCCGACACACCCCUUCACGAGUCUCCACGCCACGCUAUGCGCCUCCAUGUCCGCGAAAGCUCGCCUGCUCAACUACUACCCCUCUCCCCAUCCCGCUCCGGGCACGCUAUGGUGUGGAUACCACAACGACCACUCCAUACUAACAGCCCUGCUUGCACAGCAGUUUUAUCACGCCGACACUCGCGUCCCGCUACCAGCCGCACCAGACAGGUGCGCGGGGUUGUACACUCAUUCCGAGGGGAGCGAUCCGCGUAAAGCUGACAUCCCGCCCGGUGCCAUUGCGUUCCAGGUUGGCGAGGCUGCGCAAAUCAUGUCAGGCGGCGUGCUCCGCGCUACGCCGCAUGCAGUCCGUAUGCCGAAGGGCCACACUCCGCAUCUUGCCCGUCUUGCGUUUGCCGUGUUUUUGCAGCCUAAUCCCUGGGAUAUGCUCGAGAUGCCCGCCGCCUAUUCAGACGAUCAGGUGCGACGCGCAGUUUGUACCAGUCCGUUGGUGCCAUCCCUGCAGGACGGACGGUGGCAGAAAGGAGACCGCUUUGUCGACUUUGCGGCGAAGACGAUAAAGGCUUAUCAGGCAUGAAAGGCCAAUUUGCAGCUGGUCAGCGCUGCAAGGUCGUCUUGCCGAACCUACUGCUUCAGCAUUGCGA
Chondrus crispus (carragheen) is the source of this 988-nucleotide messenger RNA. RefSeq lists its product as hypothetical. The transcript is spliced from 2 exons. NCBI's taxonomy places the organism in Eukaryota, Rhodophyta, Florideophyceae, Gigartinales, Gigartinaceae. The record is from RefSeq and is a predicted model, not a curated record. Bases 1 to 921 code for a protein of 306 amino acids.